Cylicocyclus nassatus is the source of this 1399-nucleotide messenger RNA. The record is from the annotation of a GenBank genome assembly. NCBI's taxonomy places the organism in Eukaryota, Metazoa, Nematoda, Chromadorea, Rhabditida, Strongylidae.
CAGAAAAAUCUCUACUAAUACGAGGGCCGAAGUGUCCUCAUGAUGCAUUUCACUGCUUUAUUCACAGCUGCUUUUCUGAUUCCGACUCUAACCGCCAAUUUGUACAGUUCUGGAAUGUUUCUGGUGCGCAUUUCAUCAGAACGACGACAUCGCAUUCAUUACUGCUUCACAGAACUACCGUAUACCCUAGAAAUGCACCAGAAGGGGCGAUGUCUCAAGUCUGGCCAAGUUGAUGUGGCCAGGCAAACUGAAAAAGUUAUCGACUUACGGCUUAUGAAUGUGUCUACGGCCUACCUUACCUUAGAAUUCACCGUACCAGCUAAAGGAUUUGGCCCACCCAAGAAAGUUGCAGAGCGGGUUAUUGUCGAUGGAGCUUUGCCAGCCAAACGCAUAGCUGUCGGUGGACUGUUUAUAAACUUCGUUACGAUUUGUGACAGACCUUGGUACGGCCUCAUGUGCGCAAGAUACUGUAUCGAACAUGAAAAUGCUCAUUAUGUUUGCGAUCCCCGUGGUGAAAAAGUGUGCCUAGUAGGAUGGACUGGAACGGACUGCGAUAUUGCAAAAGAAGCUAUCUUUCCCAUGCCAUUUGAGACGACUGACGCUUCACCACCUCCAGCUCCACCACCUGAAAAUCCUAUACCAAGUACAAGUACUGGUAGGUUAACAACGGAAGUUUCUGGAUCUGCAAUCAAAGCGACUACCACAGUUAUUAGCUCACUGUCCGGUGCAAUCAAAGAAAAGAAAACAACAACUACGACUAACACCGCUAUGACAUCUACUACAGUUUCUACAUCGCAAACAGUAAUUACUAAUUCAAAAACCACGGUGCCGCCCACCCGACAAGGUCCUACAAGCAGGAAAGAAUCUUCACUUAAAACCUACGCAAUGCGGAACCCAUCCACUGUCAGAGAUUCAACUACGAGUUCCACUGAAGAAAUUGUUUUGCUGAUUAUUUUACCCGUCAUCGCACUGAUUCUACUCGGCUAUCUGCUCAUUGUACUUGCUCGUCAUUCUUCAGUGCAGAAUUGGAUUAACUCACAAAAGGCGAAAAUUUUUGCAUCAAGUUGUUCGACAAGAAGUGAUGAGGAGGUGGAGGAGGAGACCUUGCCAAAGGUCUUCGCUAUUGACAUAAACAAGAACAGCAAGAAAAUAGAAACCUUCGAUUCAUCCGAAAAGCUCGGUCCUCGUUAUUCGUCCCAGCCAACGUCAGGCGCCACCAGGGAUACGUCGACACACGACGUGAGCGUGGUCGAGUCGAAUAUGUACCAUGAAAUCGACUCGUUUCUCGUCCCCCCAGUUGUGGACCUACGGAUCGCUACUUUGGUCUAAUAAAGGGCAUAUGGCCAGCCUAGUAAUGUUAAAGACAGCUGGGACAUCAGCGAAAAUCUUUCGAGUAGGU